This is a messenger RNA of Lethenteron reissneri (Far Eastern brook lamprey), 4155 nucleotides long. RefSeq names its product globin-1-like. NCBI's taxonomy places the organism in Eukaryota, Metazoa, Chordata, Hyperoartia, Petromyzontiformes, Petromyzontidae. The record is from RefSeq and is a predicted model, not a curated record. Gene Ontology annotation, molecular function: oxygen binding; oxidoreductase activity; heme binding. Gene Ontology annotation, biological process: oxygen transport.
UCGCGGACUCGCCUAUAUAAGGGGAACACAUUCGCUUGUGGAGCCGCAGCCUCUCUCUCUCCUCUUCUCUGUGCCUCUUCAAUUCGUGCCGUUCCAAAGUCUCCGCAGCAGCAGCAGCAGCAGUCAUGAGUGCCAUCGUGGACAGCGGCAGCGCCCCGGCUCUGAGUGGAGACGAGAAGGCGGCCAUCAAGAGCACGUGGCCCUCCGUGAACGCCAAGGCCGAGGACGUCGGCGCAGAGAUGCUGGCCAGAUUCAUCAGCAGCAACGGGGACGUGAAGAAGUACUUCCCCAAGUUCAAGGACAUCUCGUCGCAGGCCGAGCUCAAGUCGUCGGCCAAGGUGCGCGACCACGCCAAACGCAUCAUGGCCUUCGUCAACGACCUCGUGGACAACAUCGACAACCCCGGCGCGCAGACCGCCAAGCUGCACUCGCUGAGCGCCGAGCACGCGGAGAAGUUCAAGGUGGACCCGCAGUACUUCAAGGUCAUCUCCAACGUGCUGCUCGACAUCCUGGGCGAGACCUUCGGCGCCAGCUUCAGCGGCGCCACUCGCUCGGCCUGGAUCAAGCUCCUGAGCAUCAUCUGCAUUGGGCUGCGCUCGGCUUUCUAAGCGGGCGCUCCCCCCUACUACCCCCCCCCCGCUUGACCCCCUCCCUUCCCCCACCCAUCAACCCCCUCCCCCCACUCCGUACUCUGCGGGUUAACUCGGCGGCACAGCUUUGGGGAAGGGGGGCAGAGCGAACGGUGGUAACAUUGAAACGAUCGUAGCGACGAAGAGCGGUGCGUGGGGUUUGUCCCGCCGUCGCGCGAUGAGUUCUCGAGAUUCGCGAAAUCGUUGUGGCGGUGUUGUUGUUUUGUUUGAUGUCGUUCGGCACCACAUUGUAGAUCCUGCUGAGCUUAAACGUCGCGGCGAUGAAACGCGGCAACGCAUCGGAGGGCGCGACCGUGGCACCAGCGGCCCGCCCGCGCGCGCAAUUAAGUUUUGGCGGAAAUAAAGUUGAUUCAAGAAAGUUAACGAAAUGAAGUCGAUACAAUAAAGGUGUAGCCCGCUUAGCGGAGGUGUCGCUCAAUGCCGCCGCAGUCGCUCACCGCAGGGGGUUGCCGUCGGCAACAAAACAACAACAGAGAGACAACACCCGCGCCGUGGCCACGCCGCAAUUUCUUAAAAAACAAAUGAAAAUCAACGUGGAAAUGAAAUCGCUUUGCUCGUUCAUCCCCCCCCGACUCCAAAUGUUGUGACGUCGCCGCAUAGGAUUGGUGAGACGGCGGUGGCGAUGUCGACGAUUCAACAUCGCGCCAGUCGCUUCUUCUCACACGGGGCGGCCCAUGACCCCGAAUGUAUUCGUUUCAGUCUCCGAUUUGUCGCUUAAAUAAAGAAGUAGGAAAGAUGACGUUACUCUGUCACCGGUUAUCCGCGACAGGUGCUGAUUUGGGAACUUGGCACGCGUAAAAAAAUGUUCAGCGUUAAGCGAGAAUUUCCGUCCCUUGAAUAAUUGUGAUAUUGCCCAAUUCAUUCCAUACACCUUAUAGAGCCACGCACUACACAAGUCAUAUGCUUAAGCAUGCUUUCAUUAUAUUUUUGUACGCUAGUGAUCCAUGUCUAUAUCGGCUAAACAUUCCUAGAAAUGCCCGCUUAAGGCGUCGCCUUCUGCGUUGGUAAACUCACACACACGACGGUUGGAUGAACGGAACAAAUUCGCUUCAAAUGCGCCCGACGGUGGCUCUCAGAGCCGCGUACACUAUCCCCGGCGCCGCUGCGUGUUUUCGUGACUGCGCCCACCGAGACAGCCGCUGUUUCGUGGGGCGAUGCUGCGGAGCGGGGCUCCCGUCAGGUUCCUGAGCGGGCAUCCUGACUCGCCCCCCCACCCCCUCCCGCCCUGGCCGUCUCUCAGCUCACCAAUUAAAGUGGCCGUCUCUUAGCUCACCAAUUAAAGCGGCCGUCUGCGGUCACAGCACCUCCCACGGUGUCUCAGCUACCUCAUUGUUGUGGCAUUUUUUAAAUCAGGAAAUUCAUGUGGGGGGGCAUUUCUUCUUCCCGAGCCUGUGGGGCAGAGUUGUUGGCAGACUCCAGUCCUCGUGACCCCCCCCCCCCCCCAUUCAAAGGCCAUCCACGAUUCCGUCUUUCCGCCUUUUUUGCCAAUUUACUCCUCGAAUGCAAAUCCGGCAUUUCCACGUUGCACGCGCGCGAUGAUUGUUUAGCCUUAACAGACUGUUGGGGCGCGCGGGUGUGUGAACACACACACGCGCGCGCACACUGCGAUCCCAAUCUUCAUUUGAAUCGGCUCUAUUUAGGCAGACAGCGAUAAUCUCUGAACGCGUCACGUAGGACGUGUUUAGCAAUCAUCUGGCGCGUGCAGCGUGGGGCGAGUUCAUUUGUAUUUGAAUGGGGGGUGGGGUGGGGGGGGCAAUAAAUCGGUGAACGCGGGAAGACAGCGCGUGGUGGUGGUGGUGGGUCACCGGGAACGAAGUGUGGGGCAGUCUGCUAUGGGUUAUAUUCUCAUCUUGACGGCAGUUCAUUUUGUCAACAUUGCUUUUUGUUUUUGCCGAAACUUGCGUAUGUCUCCAUCAUUGAACACGGGGGGGGGGGGGGCGAUGGUGAUAUUGAUACAUCCACCAGACUGACGGCAUACUUACUGCCCGUCCGUGUCGUAAGACGUCCUCUCUUAAAGUGUAACGUGAAACGGGGCGAUUCGAAGGCCAGUCGUCUUGACCCACGCCGCGGGCUUCCACGCGUUCGCGGCCAUGUCGCCAGCGUCGCCGCGUGCACCUCUGGGCCAAUCAGGGACGAGCUACCGCAGAGCAACGGCUCGGCCAAUCACGGCACCGCGCCUCCGUGGGCAAGCACAUCGAUUAGAGAGUAGAACCACUCAAUGCCCCGGCAAAGUAUAAGACAACACAACGCUUGCUUUGUUUAUUUGUUUAACCUCUACCGGUCCGUAGUGUCCUUUUUUACGGCAUUCAUGGGGGGAGGAGUGGGAUUUAAAAAGAAAUAAAGCACAAAAUGACACGAAGCAAUUCCUACUCGGCGAUUGUAAUCCCACAGGCGGGUGUUGGGUGGUGGAGAUGUGGAGUGGUGCAGUGUGCAUCCCGUGGCAUGUGCGUAACGGGUGGCUUCUUCUUGAAUGCGGUGUUUUGAUUUUUUUAAAAUAAUAAAUUCGGUCAUCCGGGGCGUCAGCACGACACGGGGGUAAUAGGAGUAAUCGUACCCACUCUCCAGAAGCCACGCCAUGAUUAUGCCACCACUGCCCAACACCGCAACAUUGCCAAAUAACGUGUCCACUAAAGAUGAGACACCUGGCUGAGUUUUAACGUCACGAUUCAAACUGAGACUCGCGGAGUUCAUCCGAUGGUAACUCUGCAUUUUAUGACGCAUUUAAUCCGGUGUGCAUUUUUCAAAGUCACCAUCCGUACAGAGUGGGGUUUUUUGUGUAUUUUUACUCGCUGUGACAAUGUACUCACAAUGAUGGCCAUUAUACUUAGACAUUUACGUCUCCUUUUUUAAAAUAUCAUAUUGCUAGUACAGUAGUUACUCGUAGAAAUGGUAAAACGUUUUUUACACGAAUUUACCUUCUUUUUUUAAUCCUCAGCAUUAUCUGCAGACGUACGAGACAAAAAUCAAAUGUCCCUACGGUUUGUUUUUUUGCAGUCGAAUGAAUUUAAUAUCACGCCAAUAUCGCGAGCGCAAAUAUAACCGAUGGUUUUUGUGCGCGACGCACACACUUGCCGAGACGAAUUACGAAUCACGCGGUGUGUAAUCUAUCACGCGUCGAAUUCUAUACGGACUGCACUACACUACACACACAUCCAACACACACACACACAUCCAAUACACACAUCAAACACACAAACACACAUCCAACACACACACACAUCCAACACGUGCGCGCGCACACACGCACGCACGCGCACUUCCAUCAAAAUCAUCGUCAUCGUCAAAUCCAUUUUCAGUCCACUGUUGGAUGAAGGUAUUUUAGGGUUCGCAUCUGAAAGGCGGACAGCCCGUUCCUGUUGCCUAAGCGGCGAGUUUCAGGACUCGGGGGAACUUUGCGACUGCUGUGAGCCAACUUCGCUCCGGGGGCUCGCGAUGGUCUCAUUCUAUCGGGUUCAUUGUCCGGCUGGCCUCCAAGUGUAAUAAUAUACACGCAAGUACACGCGCA